Molecule: messenger RNA, 1150 nt
Organism: Chaetomium fimeti
Lineage: Eukaryota; Fungi; Ascomycota; Sordariomycetes; Sordariales; Chaetomiaceae
Exons: 1
Coding region: 315-767 (150 amino acids)
Source: RefSeq, a predicted model, not a curated record
CCAACAUUCUCCAUCACGAUUGGUUUCCUCGCCUCACCAUGUGGCGUCCCUUGAUUUUCCGCUCUUCAACCGUGAUGCACUUUUAUGCUUGAAGUCUACACGCGUCAGUUAACAACGAACCGGGUCCUUCAAUUUUAGACUACUUGUUGCUUCUGGCCCCCGAACUCUCCCACGACUCUAAACAACCACCACCGCCGUGGCUGAGAGGGCCCCCAAGAACAAUAUUGAAAAGCUGAAGCUUGCGAUGCCUAAAUAACACGAAACGGCCCUGCCCCGGCCGAGUGAAGCCCAGAUCCCCCCUUCUUGCUCUCAGAAUGUGCAUGUUCCAAGUGCCACACGGCGCAGCAAACCUGUCGGUUGUCCUGCUGUUGGCCCACUGCCUAGCCCAAACCUUCGGUAUCUCACUGAUGCGGCCGCAUCCGCGCCGCUCAUGUAAAGAAACGAAUCGGAAAGUACACUUCUACCUUGAAUGUUGGCUCUCCCACCUAGGGCUCUCCGAUCCCGGCACCCUGACCAAAACGUGGGCUGCAUCCCGGCCGGCUGGCUCCCAACUCCGGUCCGGGGCCUGGAUGUUGGCCCACCAGCUCAGCUCGGUGAAACCCCCAAUGCUCUGCCGUCUUCCCGGGUACUCAUAUGAACUCAUACACGCAGGGCUUUGGAGGGGCCGCAAGCUGGGUCAAAUGGCUUCAGAAUCGACCCCGUCUCAUGCUAUUGCGUGGAGACGGAGAGUAAGAGGGGGCCACAUGUGGCUGCCCGGGCUGGUUUAAGGCAGGACAUGGCCCUCCGUCUAUCGUCUAGAAAGAUUUUGCGUUCAUCUCUAGUCCCUUCAAGAACGAGUUUUAUCCCGAGGAUGCGCAUUGGUUCCUUUAUUGCGCUGUCCUCCAAACGUGAUUGACAGACACUUGAUGUCUCCAGACCGAAGGUUGGGUUACAACGCUUUAACACCAUUUUCCCCUUUUCUUCUUUUCUUUUAUACCCCCACGCAUCGUAAAGAUGCGUGGACGUUUUUUCCUACCGUCGCCGUUGGCGGCUCUCCUUGCUGCUUCACUCUUAUCUAGCCAUGUUAACGCAGGCUUCUGGAGCAAAAAGUCGCUGAUGGGUUCCGGUUCCGAGUCCGGCUCGGGCACAGGCUCAGGUACCGGAUCUGGCA